Messenger RNA from Triticum aestivum (bread wheat), 4952 nucleotides. RefSeq lists its product as uncharacterized. The coding region runs from base 133 to 4638 and encodes 1501 amino acids. The transcript has a single exon. Gene Ontology annotation, biological process: defense response to other organism. The record is from RefSeq and is a predicted model, not a curated record. NCBI's taxonomy places the organism in Eukaryota, Viridiplantae, Streptophyta, Magnoliopsida, Poales, Poaceae.
GCCAGAGAACAUCAUAUCCCAUGCGCUGUCGUCGCCAUCACCAAGCUCAGCUAGCCUUGCUCUUCCCCGGCGAGAGGGAGACCACUUCGACCAGAAACCACCAGCCGGCGGGCGGCAGGAGAGGGAGGAGCCAUGGCUGAGCUCGCGGCAGGCGCCGUGAGCUCGCUGCUGGUCGUCAUCCGCAGCGAGGCGCUGCUGCUGCGCGGCGUCCGUGACGACGUGCAGUUCAUCAAGGAGGAGAUGGAGAGCAUGAAGAGCUUCCUGGCACACCUGUCCAGGUGGGCACCCCCCGGCGGCGAGCACGACGAGCAGGUGCGCACCUGGAUGAACCAGGUGCGUCUGCUCGCCCAGGACUGCAACAACUGCAUCGACCUCUACCUCUACAGGGGGAACCCCGACAUCCACCGCGCCAGAGGUGGGCUCCGAGGCUACCUCUGGUGGGCGACCUGGUUCCUGCACAAGCUGGCUGCGCAGCACCGCGCGGCCGAGCAGCUGUGCCUUCUCAAGGAGCGGGCGCGCGAUGUAGGCGAGCGGCGGUUGAGGUACGGCGUGGAGGUCCCUGACAAGUCAGGGAUGGGGCAAUUGGCUCCGAUGGCAUCGUCAUCAUCGUGGGCUGCUACAGCUGGUGGCUAUGCGGCCGGGGAUGACGAAGAAGAAGAUGAUGGUGACGGUCAACUUUUGGGGGCAGUGGCGACCGGCGGCCAUUCUGGUCCAGGAGCCUUCACCCAGUCUCGCACUCUGGACGACUAUGUCAAGGCAAAGCUAUGUGAGUGGAUGCAAGGAGUUCCUGGUGACGCCGACGAAAGUUUGUCCAUGGUCGUGGUGGCACCUUACACAUAUGAGGACCUCCUCGCUCUUGUACAAGAAACUUGGCUUUUGAGUCGAAACCCGGAGAGCUAUGGCUACCAUCGUAUUGUCGUGAUUGACAUUCCGGCCGUGCACCCCGAUUUUAUGCCACUACGGCCCAAGGAGGUUCUCUUCUAUAUUCUGCGGGAGCUCAAGCUUGCCAAAUCCAACCCCCAGGAGCAAGGCACAGAAGGCCAAGAGGAUCUUGACUCUUGGAAAGUUUACAUGAGAAAAUGGAAAAUUUACCGUGAAAAGAAGAGUGCUCUUCUUGAUAUCAAGGAGACUAUUGAAGAGAUGGAGAUUGAUGAAAAGCUUGACAAUAUCAGAAGUGGUAUUCAUGGUCAACUAGCAAAGGGCGACGGACAACCCAAGGGUGACAAGCUGCAGGGUAAUUUUGACCAGUUGGACCUGGAUGAACUACUUCAGCUGGUGCUCCAGACAGCAUCUCAACAAGAUCAAAAUGGGAAGAACAAAGACAUGCAUAUAUUGCCAGCGUGGGACAAAAAGAACAUCAUCGUCAAGAAGCUUAAGGAGCAUAUGGAAGCAAAGGAAAAGGACAAGAAGCUUGAAGAGGAAGAAGCUGCCAAGCAUAUAGGCGUGGAAGAUGGAGAAGAAGCCGUGGCCAAGCAUAUGGAAGAGGGGGCAGAAGUAACCAUACAUAUGGAGGAAGGAGGAGCCAAGCAUAUGGAGGAAGGGGAAGAAGUAACCAUGCAUAGGGAGGAGGAAGGGGGAGAAGUAACCAUGCAUAGGGAGGAGGAAGGAGGUGCCAAGCAUAUCGGGGUGGAAGAAGGAGAAGAAGCUGCGGCGGAGCAUAUGAAAGAGGAAGGAGGAGGAGAAGUGACAUGCAAACAUAUGGAGGAGGGGGCAGGAGAAGUAGCCAUAAAUAGGGAGGAGGAUAUGAAGGAUGGGGGAGGAAAAGUAACCACAGAUAAGGAGGAGGAGGAGGAGGAGGAGGAAGAAGAAGAAGAAGAAGAAGAAGAAGAAGAAGAAGAUGAUGAUGAUGAUGAUGACGACGACGAUGAAGGAGAAGAAGAUGACGACGACAAUGAAGAAGGAGAAGAGACGACAUGGAUUCAGCUCCAUAAGGCACAAUAUGCACACAUCUUGCAGAAGCUGUUCCCCAAGAGCAGCAACAGCAACAAGCCCGUGCAGGCUCAAGACAGAUCCUUGGACAAGCAAGCUAUAAAGACAACAACGUCUACACUGGGUGAGGAUCAAAUAAAAAUACUCAUCCACAACGCAAAGGAAGAUAUCUUACGGGAGCUGCAGCAAGGCAAACAUGACAAGAGCGAAGGGACAGGUGAACCUGCAGCUACGGAUCAAAAUCCAGAAAAUGUUUCUGACAAAAUAUUUGCCGGUUUCGUGAACCAGAUGAUGGAAAAAAUGAAGCAUGAGUUUAGAGAGCAGUUCAAGAUCAAAGGGCUUGUGAACAAGAUUAAAAAUAACUUGAAUCCUCAUCCGUUCCGGGAUAAGAAGCGUGAAUGCCCCCUGUUUAUCCUCAAAGUUGAUGAGCUGAUGGAUGUUUCCACAUGUGAGGAUAUCAGAAAUGCUUUGAGCCUGUUAAACUGCAGCGCCGAUUUGAUGAUUGUCACCGCUGCAAAGGACAUCCAGCUGGCUAAAGAAUAUUGCUAUCCACUGCGGGAACCUAUAGACUAUUCUCUUGCUGGCCUCUACCAUGAUACAGUGCUCGAGCUUACCAGUCAGCAGAAGAAUGAAGACAGCUAUAACCCCCAAAUUUUUCAUGAUAUCUUGUACGAGUGUGAGCCACAUGAAUUCUGCAUGAAGAUCUUCACUCAUGCUUUGUGUGUUAACCCCAAGAGGAGUGGUGAGGAGUUACACAAGCUGCACAGCACCCUGCGGGCUUUACCAACACCAUCAUUCAACAACAUCGCUAAGGUGAUGUUCAAGUUCUCUUACAAUGACCUGCCUAAAGAAUACAAGUCCUGCUUGCUGUACCUAGCUAUCUUCUCUCCCGGACAAAAGAUCAGGCGGUCAACCUUGAUUGCACGCUGGGUUGCAGAAGGGCUGGCAUCCAAGGAAGAUUGGCCCAGUUCUGUGCGUCAGGCCAACCGAUGUUUUGACAAACUUGUUGGACGGUGCCUUGUUGAUCCUGCUGAUAUUGAUGCCAUGGGAAAUGUAAAGAGCUGUGUCGUAAGUGAUCCAGUUCAUGGAUUCAUUACCACCAUCGCCAGAAAACAACACAUUGUGGAGACACGCCUGUCACAUCACUUGGCUCGCCACUUCUCCAUUUUCAACGAUCUCCAACUCCGCAGCUCUGAUAGAAUUGAUCAAUUCUUCAAGGGGCUCUCUGAAUCAUCUCAAGUAUCCCUGCUCAAGGUGCUAGAUCUAGAAGGUUGUCAGUGCUUUCUUGAGAAGAAACAGCGGUACCUCAAGGAAAUCUGCAGCAAGAUGUUACUGCUCAAGUAUCUGAGCCUAAGGAGAACAGAUAUUACCCAGCUACCCAGUGAAAUCAACAACCUCCGUGAGCUAGAGGUACUGGAUAUCCGAGAAACUAAGGUGCCUCCACAUGCAACAGCACAUAUCCUGCUAUUGAAGCUGAAGCGUCUGCUUGCUGGUUACAUUGAUCCAAGUAAUUUUGAAUCUAAUCCCCAGAUUCCUCAUAGGAUCGACAAAAUGGUAAACAUGGAGGUACUAUACAAUGUCAAGGCCAAGCAGAGUCAUGAUUUAAAAGAUAUUGGAAGGCUAUGGCAGCUGAGGAAGCUAGGUGUGGUUAUUGAUGAUAAGAAUAAUCACGUAAGGAAUUUGCUUAAGGCGAUCAGUGACCUACAUGAGUGUCUCUGUUCUCUGUCAGUCACUUUUCCUGUAGCCGCACCACAUGAGGCAGAGUUACCAGAAGUCAAUGUAUCUUACCUAAAAAAACAUCCCAAGAUUCUUGAGUCUCUAAGCAUCAAGGGAACCACACAGAAGGGGCGUCUUCUUCCAUUGUUCAUAAAAGGUGAUAACAACAAACUUGCCAAGAUAACUCUAUGUCACACUCUGCUGAGCCAAAAUGAUCUGGAAGUCCUUGCCAAACUGCCCAAGUUGUGGUGUGUCAGGCUCCAACAUAUUUUAUGCACCGAGCACAAGCUGAACUUCAAGAAAGGUGAAUUCGGAUGCCUCAAGUACCUUCUUGUUGAGGACUCAGACUUGACUAAUAUCACUUUUGAGGAUGGGGCAGCCAGUGAGCUCGAGAAGAUGGUUUUGUCUAUCACCAGCAAAUGUUCUAUUUCAGGAGUUGACCGCCUUCUUAAAUUGAAAGAGCUUGAGUUGAACAGCAGCUUCUGUGGCAGUUUGCUUGACGAUGCCAAACAGAUAGCCAAGCUAACUCUUCGUGGUACAUUGCUAGAGCAAGAUGCUCUACAAACACUCGCCAAGAAACCAAAUAUACGCUCUCUGGUGCUCCAGGAUAAAUCUUUUAGUGGAAGUCAAAACAAGAUUACAUUGAAAAAAGAUGAGUUCUUGUGGCUCAACCUUCUUAUUGUUGACUGCUCGGCCAUCACAAAGAUAGUCUUCACCAGAGGAUCUGCUCCUAGGCUCGAGAAGAUUGUCUGGUCAUCUUCCACAUCUCUCUCCGGCAUCAACAAACUUCCCAGAUUGAAGGAGCUCGAGUUCAACUUCAACGGUGUCGGUGACAAAGUCCCUGAUGAGGUGAGGGAGGCCAUUAAAAAUCAUAAAAACAAGCCUAGUCUUAAACUUAAUGGGCCAGAAACACAAGACAAAGCAAAAGGAGAUGAACAAGAUGAUGACGAUGAUGCUGCAACAUUCCCUUUCUGCUGGAAGAAACAGGUUUGACGCUGGAAGGGCCUCUCCUUUGAUCCUAUCGUGUGCUAGUGUGGAUUGCAAUCUGUUCUACUUAUCUGUUGAUUUCUUUCUGCUGCGUGUUUACAUUAUGCAUGCAUUACAACUGAAGUAUGUCCGUUUACAUGCUCUACAUGAGUGCCCUAGUGCCUCUGAUUGAGCAUAAAUGGUUGUAUCUAUGCUUGGAUUUGAAUAUGUAUGGCUUUCAUAUGUACCGAACAUCGUUUGCAUUUGUGUACAGUAUCAUGUAAUAAAGUGUGAGGUUUGUGGACACAUUUGACUUCUUAUUAAUGUACAGCGUGAUAUCA